Molecule: messenger RNA, 939 nt
Organism: Miscanthus lutarioriparius
Lineage: Eukaryota; Viridiplantae; Streptophyta; Magnoliopsida; Poales; Poaceae
Source: the annotation of a GenBank genome assembly
AUGACCACCACCACCACCACGGCGCCGGCGGCGACCAUGAACGUUGCCACGGUCGCGCAGCUCUGCGCGGGGCCGCGGCGGCGCAAGACGGCGGCGGCGGCGGCAGGGGAUCGGGUCGACCUGCGCUGGGCGCCCCUGCUCCGCCUCGCCGUCGUCACCAGGGUGCUCCGCCUCGUGCGCGACCAGCUGCUCGCCUGCUCCUCCUGCGGCGGCGGCGGGGGCGGCGCCGCCGCCGCCGGCCGCGGCCGGUACCGCCGCCUCGGCCCACCCGCCGCCGGUCCCGUGCUGUCACCGGUCGACAGGAACGACGACUGCGCCGCCGACGCCGACGCCGCGGCCCCUCGCGACGCAGCUGACGACGUCGACAACGUCGUUAGCCUCAAGGUCAGCCUGCUCGGCGACUGCCAGAUUGGCAAGACCAGCUUCAUGGUUAAGUAUGUGGGAGAUGACAGGGAGGAGCAGAACGGCUUGCAGAUGACGGGCCUGAAUCUCAUGGACAAGACGAUGGCUGUCAGGGGAGCUAGGAUCGCCUACAGCAUCUGGGAUGUGGCAGGAGACCACCAGUCCGUCGACCACAUCCCAAUCGCGUGCAAGGACGCCGUGGCGAUCCUGUACAUGUUCGAUCUCACGAGCCGCUGCACGCUUAAUAACAUUGUAGAUUGGUACGAGAGGGCGAGGAAAUGGAAUAAGACGGCUAUUCCAAUCCUAAUCGGGACAAAGUUUGAUGACUUUGCUCAGCUUCCUCUUGAAAUGCAAUGGGCCAUCGUUAACCAGGCCAGAGCAUACGCAAGAGCGAUGAAGGCGACCCUCUUCUUCUCGAGCGCGACGCACAACAUCAACGUGAACAAGAUCUUCAAGUUCAUCACGGCCAAGCUCUUCAACCUGCCGUGGACGGUGGAGCGCAACCUCACCAUCGGCGAGCCCAUCAUAGACUUCUGA